CCUUCUGCCGAGUGCUUCCCGGCUGGGUGUAGUUGCGAAGCCUUUUUCAUCUUUUCACAACCACAAAAACCACUAGCUGCUGAGGCUCCCGAGAGAUGAAGAUGUGGACGGCUCCAGGAUUGUUCUGGGUUUUGGGGAGCGCGUGGUUGUGGCACUUUGCGCAGGGAGGGGCCAUAGGCCGGCUAGAAGAUGAUAUUGUGACCCCAGGUACAAGAGACGGCAUGGUGACCCCAGGCCUAGAAGACAGAAUAGGAACCACAGGUGCUACCGGAGGACUGAAUGAAUCUACUGGCAAGGCGCCUCUGGUACCAACACACACAAAGAUUCCCUUUGAGGAACUGCCCACCCCAGGAAUCUCAGACCAUGAUGGCGAAGAACAUAAGAGUAUAACCACUGUCAGAAUGGUGACUAGCCACUCUGUGGAUAAGGAAACAAGUCACCCCAACAGAGAUAACACAGCUGAUGAAACACAGACAACAGAUAAGAAAGAUGGCUUGGCAGUAGUAACCCUGGUUGGAAUCAUAGUUGGAGUCCUGUUAGCCAUCGGCUUCCUUGGAGGGAUCAUCAUUGUGGUUAUGAGGAAAAUUUCUGGAAGGUUCUCGCCCUAAAGAGCUGAACAGAUCAGGCUGUUCCCCCAACGUAUCUGAAAAUAAGAGUGCUUCCAACUUCCCCUGCUCCCCGUUCUCUGCUUGUGGAGGAAGAUGACCCAUGAAAUGCCCCCCACCCACAGCCAUGGCGACUCCUCCACUUGCCAGAGGUACCAAAGGACAGACCCAUGACAAGCCAUGGCCCCUCAAAGCAUAUGCCUUUGGAUAACAAACAUUUUUAAUAUAAGUUUUGUAAUAAAGGAUUCAAAAGACAACAUGCAUAGAAAAUGGAGCAAAACUAUGUAAACUGACUUGUAACCAAGACAGAGCCACCAGUUGGCUUUAGCAACUGUAACCAUGGCUUCAACCUGGCCAUUCCCUACUACUGUUAAAAGGCGAAGGAAUCUGGAAAUGUUUAUUGAAUCUGUGGAGCAGUUGGCUCCGGUAUUACGUCAAAGAGUCAUGGGCCUUUUUGCUGUUGCUAACCUAGUGAUAUGUACACAUUCUGGGCUAGUGGGGUCUGUGUUUAAAUGUGUUUGAGUCAUAAAGUAGAAAAUGUAAACUUAAAGUCAGGCAUGAUGAGGCCCCUUAAGGGAAUCCGGUUGGACCAUUUCAGAAGCACCCAUUGUGGCUUUACUUCCAGGAAGAUACUAUGCUGUUUACAAUUCUCUAAACCAUCUCCAAGCCAUGAUACCUUCGUGGCCCAGAGGUCUGUCCCCUCUGCUUCCCUUGGGUGACUCCAAGUAAAGGAGUCACAUCCUCAUCUACCUAGACUCAAACCUUCGGAUGAGCUUCUCCUUUCUGGACUGUGGAGGUCUUAUCCCAGAUGUUGGAUGUCGCAGGAUGCCAGAGGCUCAGCAGCUGUAGCCCCAAGAAUGGAACUUGGUCCUUAAACAGAAGAGAUUCCUGAAUGUGCUUUGGUGUAGGAAAUAAACCGACCAGUUUCUAGCAUCUGCCUUCUGCCUCUGAGGAAAGACAGGGAAAGCAAAAAUAAUCUUGUGUAAUCUUAGUUGCUCUUAUAUGGCUGGAUGUCAAGGUCUGAUUUUAAAAUAAAAGAUGCUUCCAGUCUUCAUGACAUACCA
Molecule: messenger RNA, 1669 nt
Organism: Phodopus roborovskii (desert hamster)
Lineage: Eukaryota; Metazoa; Chordata; Mammalia; Rodentia; Cricetidae
Gene: Pdpn
Product: podoplanin
Exons: 6
Coding region: 96-608 (170 amino acids)
Biological process (GO): cell-cell adhesion; positive regulation of extracellular matrix disassembly; lung development
Cellular component (GO): filopodium; apical plasma membrane; basolateral plasma membrane
Molecular function (GO): protein-folding chaperone binding; chemokine binding; signaling receptor binding
Source: RefSeq, a predicted model, not a curated record